This is a messenger RNA of Seminavis robusta, 1132 nucleotides long. The record is from the annotation of a GenBank genome assembly. NCBI's taxonomy places the organism in Eukaryota, Bacillariophyta, Bacillariophyceae, Naviculales, Naviculaceae.
CAAAUUGACAAGAAGACAAGUGCCACCACGAACAACUUGGCAACAGAGAACAACAAGGAAGACCGAGAAAGCAUGCAGAUAUUAAUAUCACUCGUCACCAGUGUGGCAAUCAAACUAUGAGAAUGCUCAACACGUGAGCAUUCACAACAGAACCCAAGCCUAACUAAGAAGAGGAUAAGAAGCGAGAAGACUCAUAAUAUAUCUGUGUAACAAUUAUUCCUUCGCAAAACAGCAUCAAUCCCCCAAAACAACUUUUUCGACAACAAACAGCGGCCAUGACAGAAGUCGUAAAUGUAGAAACACCACCAGAAGCGCCAGCAGAGCAACCAGCCCCAUCCGAUGAUGACGAGAGGAUUCUCCACACUAACCUUUUACUCUAUCGGUUCUUGCCCGUUGGUUCCUUCACGGUCACCUUUGACACGACAGGCAACGAAAAAAUGGCUCACAUUUCGGCGUCCUGCUGCGGUUGCUGUGCUGGUACAGAACAGUCCGUCCCCAUGAACGACGACACGACACUCCAAGUGCUACAGCAGCCUCUAUGCCAUUGCGGCAGGUUAGUGAGAGAUGCCGGCUUGGCAUUUGUCCUGGCAUUUCUAUUUCACCUCAUCCCAUCCAUUAUUUGGGGAGCCGAAGAAUCGCUGGGUUCCUCUUCCAACCAUCAACUCAUGGGAGCGGUAUGGUUCGGCGGGUGGCCCAUUUGGUUUAUCAUUAUGCAGUUUUUGAGACCCUGGGGAAUUCAAAUCCAAACCAAAAACAACGACGACAAUGCAACCAUCUUUGUACCCUUUGCCUCUUGGAAGCACGCCACAGAGGUCGUGGCGUGUUGGGAAAAGUCCAAGUACGAAACUCCCAUGCCACCCAUGCCUGAAAAGCCAAGUCUUUUCCACGACCUUCAGUUCAUUGUGGGUUGGAUCUUCUUUUUAGUUUUGAUUAUCAACAUGUUUGUGACGGGUGCCCUUGUCACGGACUGCAACAGUCGAGGGUGCUGCAAGGAUGAUGAGGAUACCUUGGAUUGCUGCGUCGAAACAGGAUAUCCAGAGUGUUAGACGAGGGUGGAUAUGCACAUGAGCGAUACCAGAUGUACCGGUAUAGCAGAGAAAUGGUUGUCAGCACCACAAUGAUCUCGAUCAAC